Helicoverpa zea (corn earworm) is the source of this 2219-nucleotide messenger RNA. RefSeq names its product reticulon-4-interacting protein 1, mitochondrial-like. Gene Ontology annotation, molecular function: oxidoreductase activity. Bases 110 to 1570 code for a protein of 486 amino acids. The transcript has 13 exons. Lineage: Eukaryota; Metazoa; Arthropoda; Insecta; Lepidoptera; Noctuidae. Gene Ontology annotation, cellular component: mitochondrion. The record is from RefSeq and is a predicted model, not a curated record.
AUUUGUCAAUUCGAUUUCAAAAUGCAAAUGUCAAACAAUACGUAGAGGUUAUGUUUGGAUAAGUUUGAGCGGUUAACGCUGACCCUCCCUCGGCUCGCGAAGCUCUGACAUGGAUGAAUUGAAGCACAGAGCUGGUGAAAAACUCGAAGCACUGCAUGUAGCUGCCAAAACUGCAGCUGAUAAUGGAAAGUCCCGAGUUCAGGAUGUCGUCCAGACUACAGUGGAAGCUAUACAAAAGAUCCGCGAGGCGUUCCACAGCGUUUGGCACAACGAGCUGAUCGCGGAGGGUCGCGAGCGCGUCGCCGCCUGGUCCGAGGAGGCGGUGCGACGCAUACGUGAGGGUGCUCCGCCCUUGUCGCCGGUGCUGCUGUAUGAAGAGCUGGUGGCGUUGUGGCAGGAUAGAGUAUGGCGCCGCAGCAUGUUGAUAUUCGCGUGCGGCGCAGUAGUGGGCGGCAGCGCCGGCGUGCUCGUCGGGCUGCGCCUCGCCCGCCGCGCGCCCGCCGGCCCGCACGCGCGCGCGCUGCACUCGCAGGCCGACCAGUCUGUCAUCCUGGUCGAAGACGCCGUGGCACCGGGUGCUGGAACAGGCGAAGUGCUAGUCCGUGUGCAAGCGUUCAGCAUCUGCACAGUAGACCGAGGAGCGCUGCGCGGUCGAGCACACCUGCUGCGGUCGCUGCUGUACCGCGGCCAUGUCACCGUGGGCAGGGGGUUCGCGGGUGUUGUACUGGACGUCGGUCAAGGCGUCACAGACUUGGAAAUGGGCGACGAAGUGUGGGGUUGCGUCAGUGAAUGGGCUGGUGGAGCGGCUACUGAACUGUUGACUAUACGUAGUACUCGAGUGAGCAAGCGUCCCCGCGGCAUGGCGGCUGACACGGCGGCGUCCAUGCCCUGGGCCGGGGGCGAAGCCCUAAUAGCGCUGCGAAAGCUUGCCUAUACACCUGAGAAUAGUAAGGGAAAACGCGUGGCAGUGUGCGGCGCGGCGAGCGGGGAGGGCUGCGCGCUGGUGCAGCUGCUGAGCACGUGGGGCGUGCACGUCACUGUCGUCGCGCCACGACACGCUGCGCUUACGCUGAAGGAUCUGGGCGCGCAGGACUUCGUGGAUAUCGAGGGUAACCGCGAGACGGGCGCGUGGUCGAGCCUGGAGGCGCGGGCGCGGCGCACGGGCCCGUGGGACGCCGUGCUGGCCUGCGCCGCCGCCGAGCUGCCGCCAGCCGCGCUCGCUAAUAAACCUGCGCUGCUCAAGGCGACAGCGCCGCGCCGAGCGUUCCUGGACAUCCGGCCGGGCCCGAUGAUCACCGACCGCCUGCCGACGCCAUUCGCUAUCAUAUUCGCCACAUCAUUUUAUACGUAUAGGGUCCUAAGGUGGCUAGUAGGCUGUGGUUCGCACACAGACUGGCUAGAGGACAGAUUCCGGCUGCGAGAGGGACUGGACACACUCACCAAGCUCGUGGAACGUGGGGCGUUGGCGCCUAUACUUGAUAAGGUGUAUCUGCCACAAGAGUUCGAGAGUGCACUAGCACACGCGUGCAGCGACGAUGCAAUCGGCACUUCAGUCAUACGCUUCCCGUAGUAUCUACUCUUACUCUUCCUGGUGCCCUGGUAUCCAGUCAAAGGAACUAUGAAGAAAUGGCCUGAAGGUCUGAGCUACCAGGGCCUCAUAACCCGUAAGCUGUAUAUAGGAACCUAAAUGUAAUGUUCCUGUGGAAUGUUGUUCCUAAUUUUUAUAUAGGAAAGUGUAUUUGAAUAUUUGAUCGCAUGUGAAGUCAAUCAUGAAGUCUUUAUUCCUUCUAUAGGUUUAUUUUUGUUCUUCGUUUUAAUGCCAGUAACUCUUUGAAAGGAAAUUAUAUUUUAGAAUUAAUUUACUUCCCCAAAACUCAUAAGUUUUCUACCAAAUGUAUUUAUCAUGUUUUUAUUAUUUGAUUGUAUGGCAACACAUGAAUUUACAUCAACAUAUUGCCUGCUGUGAAAAUUUUGAUUAUCUAUGUUGGUUAUUUUUAAAGAUUUUAAAUACUUGUUUAUUUUUUAAGUAUUAUUUUAAUUUACCCUUUUAUUUAACAAGGGUGGAAAUAAAACAUUUAAAGAACCGUGUCUCGAAGUAAAACAAAACCCACCAAGCGUCACAACAUCUCAAGACUGUAGAAAUAUGAACAGAUCUGUAAAUAAUGUAAAUACAUUACUAAAUAUAUGUUACUAAAUCAAAUAGGUGCUCAAAUGUACAU